Molecule: messenger RNA, 201 nt
Organism: Babesia bigemina
Lineage: Eukaryota; Apicomplexa; Aconoidasida; Piroplasmida; Babesiidae
Exons: 1
Coding region: 1-201 (66 amino acids)
Source: RefSeq, a predicted model, not a curated record
AUGAUACGAUACACCACCGUCUAUGAAACACCACCCCAUCUAGUACAGAUUACAGCAUUGUGUAUCGCCGCGCGGGGCAGCGCGGCCCGACGUGGACUGAGGGGGGCGGCAAGCCAGCGGCCCGGGCGGGAGGUGGGGCUCGCGUUGAUACGCACCCCGAAUAAGGACGGGCAUGGAAGCUCAAAAGAUAAGCAUCACUAG